This is a messenger RNA of Penicillium brevicompactum, 2040 nucleotides long. Its product is annotated as alpha/beta hydrolase. The transcript is spliced from 3 exons. Bases 1 to 2040 code for a protein of 679 amino acids. The record is from RefSeq and is a predicted model, not a curated record. Lineage: Eukaryota; Fungi; Ascomycota; Eurotiomycetes; Eurotiales; Aspergillaceae.
AUGGAGAAGUUCAGAUUCAAGGAUCGCAAACCACAGGCGCGCUGGGCUUUGGGGCUAGUCGCGGUGCUGGCCUUCUUGACGUGGCCGGGGAUCGAUUUGGGCUUCGGUGGUGCCUUUGUUGAUCCGUCGGAAAUACCCGUCACCUGGGACCAAAUCACCCCGUCACAAUCGCUGCACUACCACAACUGCGGAGAUGAGUUCCAAUGCGCCCGGUUGGAAGUCCCAAUGGACUAUAAUCGGACGGAUGGGAAGGGUCGCUCGUUCGUCUUGGCUGCAGUCCGAUUACCCGCUAAGGUCCCUGUCACAGAUCCAAGGUACGGGGGUGCGGUGUUGAUUAAUCCCGGUGGCCCUGGUGGUCCGGGGACUAUGCAGGCCUUUGUAUCGGGUCGCAAUCUCCAGCUCAUUGUUGAUGCGGAGCGGGACCCACGGGAUCCCGGGGGUGAAGCGGUCGAUAAAUAUUUCGAUAUUAUCGGUUUCGAUCCUCGGGGCGUGGGAUCCACCACGCCUCCGGUAAUGUGUUUUCCGGAUCCAGUCUCUCAGCGGAAUUGGGAACUGCAGGUUUCAGUCGAAGGGAUGCUGGGCAGCGGAUCGGAUUCACUGCUGCGAAACUGGCAGCGGACUGAAGCGCUGAACUCCGGUUGCUCGGUGUGGGAUAUGUCCAGCACAGACUCGGACGAGCAGAUGAUGUCUUUCCUUAAUACUCCGCUCGUCGCACGCGACAUGUUGACCAUCAUCGAGCGACACGGAGAAUGGCGUGAGAAAGAGGCUCGCAAAGUUGCGAAAGUCCACGCGUGUCAUGGCGCCGAUGAUGCCAGCACAAUGCUUGAACGCACUCGAUGGCGCCGUGGGGAAGAGCCGCUGUUAUAUUGGGGUCGCUCCUAUGGCACACUGCUAGGCACGACUUUUGCAUCCCUUUACCCGGACCGGGUCACGCGAGCCGUUCUCGACGGCGUGGUUGACAUGAUCAAAUACUACCAGGGUAUAGGACCAAACCCGAUUAACGAUGCAGAUGCCAUCUUCGAGCGCUUUGGUCAAUACUGCAACCAAGCCGGUCCUGACAGCUGUCCAUUCUAUAUAGAUGGCGGCGCGGAGGCUAUCAAAGAGGCGUACUGGGAUCUUGAGCAGCAGAUCCUCAACUUCUCUUUCCCAGUUAUGGCGUCUGCAAAUCGCGGACCCGAAGUGGUGACCUGGACAGACAUCAAGGCAAUCCAGCGUGUUGCCAUCUACCAGCCCUUGCUUGCGUUUCCCAUCUUAGCAGAUCGGAUGAGCGAGUUGGCAAAGGGAAAUGCAGUCCCGACGGCCGAUUUCAAACACGGCAGUCAUUUUGGCGCAUGUCCCUCUAACGAAUGCAGUCGUGCGGGGCCGUGGUCUCCGGCGUGUGCGACCUCACAGGACAACAUGCUUUACGCGAUGUCUGGCAUAAUGUGCUCGGAUGCGGAGUUUAUGACCACUCUCAACCAGCAGCAAUUCCAAGCGAAUUGGGCUAGCCUCAUAUCCGAUAGUGGAAGCUUGGGAGAUUACUGGGCGCAGUUACAUCUGAGCUGUGUUGGAUGGAAAGCGAAGCCCAAAUACCCAUUCAAGGGUAAGUAUCACCGUGAAAGAUUUGAUUUCUCGCUGACCGUCUCAGGGCCAUGGGGUACUACCACUGCCCACCCGAUGCUAUUUGUAUCAAACACUCUUGAUCCAGUGACUCCUCUAUACAGGUAUCUGCCCCUACCCUUUAACAUCAUCACAAGCGCUCACAGUAUUAGUGCCAAACACAUGACCCAGCUCUUCCCCGGAUCUGGGCUACUCCAGCAAGAAUCAGAAGGGCACACUACACUGACCGCGCCAUCGGUCUGUGUUGCGAAAGCCAUCCGCCACUACUUUCAGACCGGUGAUCUUCCCGAUGUCGGUACCCUCUGUCAAGCUGAUCUCAAACCAUUGGUCGGUGCCCCCAAUGAAGUCGAGGCCGUCAGUUCAAAAUUGAGCCCGGCCGACCGUAAGCUAUUUGGCGCAUUGAUGGCGGAGGUACGGCAAGGACCCGUUUUCCCCGUGUAG